Messenger RNA from Salvelinus sp. IW2-2015, 711 nucleotides. Its product is annotated as TYRO protein tyrosine kinase-binding protein-like. Gene Ontology annotation, molecular function: phosphatidylinositol 3-kinase binding; signaling receptor binding. NCBI's taxonomy places the organism in Eukaryota, Metazoa, Chordata, Actinopteri, Salmoniformes, Salmonidae. The record is from RefSeq and is a predicted model, not a curated record. Gene Ontology annotation, cellular component: cell surface; membrane. Gene Ontology annotation, biological process: regulation of immune response; neutrophil activation involved in immune response; negative regulation of transforming growth factor beta1 production.
CACACGGUUACAGGACACACAGAACACUGUCUCUUGCACUCCUGCGGUUUACAUAGUACCUUGUCUGUUUUGCUAGCUCUACCACAGAGUCAUUGGGGACAGAUUACCUUGGACAAAGCACCAGGGACCCGGAGCCUUAGACCUCUCCUCUCCUCUAGUCUCCUUAGUAGGACCAGGCUGAAAAUGGGCAAGGCACUCUGUAUCGUGGCUCCCCUGAAAGGAAUGUUUGACUGUGGCUACUGCUAUCAGAUAGAUAUGGGGGCAUUGGUGGGCAUCAUCGCCUGUGACAUCAUCCUGACCCUCCUCAUCGCUCUCGCCGUGUUCUGUUUUGCUUCAUUACGGAAGAAGAGGAGUCAACAGGAAUCCAGACUGGAGGGUAAAGGGAAAACACUCACAGCAUCAAAAAGGAAGACAGUAGAAAUCACAGAGUCUCCCUACCAGGAGCUGCAUGGAAUUCAGUCAGACGUGUACAGUGAUCUCCAACAGUUUCAGAAAUGAGACGGACUGCAUGUAUCUUGCUGCCUGGUGCUUAAAUCUGACAAGGACUGAAAUUUGCACAUCUGGGAUUUAUAUUUAUACUCAUCUCCUUACUGUUAUCUUUCAACUUUUGUGUGUCUUUCUAAUUGUACAGUUAAUAUAAUAGCAUUAGACACAUUCAAGAGAAAUUGUAUAUAUUUUACAUAAAUAGACCUGUUUAUGUUUGUUUAAUAG